GCGGCCCCGGCCCGGAAGCGGAAGGCGCGGCCCCGCCGCCGUUGCCGGGCGACCGGGCGGGAAGCGGAGGCGGCGCGGGGCCGCGCGAGGGGCGAGCGGCCUUCCCGAGCCCCACCCGCCUCCGCGGCCAUGGACGGGAGCCCGGGAGCCGAGCCCCAGCUCCGCGAGGCGCUGCGGAAAGCCAGGGAGGACUACGGCACGGCCACAGGUGCCAUCGCUUCCUUGCACAGACAACUGGAGAUCCAAGAAUCCCAGCUUCGGAGAGCCAACUCUGAAAAGGAAAUGCUCCAAAAGAAGCUCAGAGAGCAAGAAAAUCAGCUACAGGCCCUGUCUGCCAAGUUUUGCAGUCUGAGAGAAGAGUGGAAACACGAGGAACUGAUCGUGAGAACAGAGCAGGAGAACUGCAGCCUUCGACAGGUUGUUGCAGAACAGGAAUCCAAGCUGGCUGAGCAGAGCAAGCUGAUCAGUGAGUUACAGGGGACAGUCAGCCAGCUGCAGACAGAGGUUCUGACCAGCCGGCACCACAUCCGCAAGCAGCAGCGGGCCCAAGAGGCGAUGGAGAGCCAUACUGAGACACUGCAGCACAAGGAGCUGCAGACUAGAGUGGCACUGGAGUGCCUCACCUGCAGGUUUGAAAGAUAUCGAAGCAAAAUCCUUCAGGCCACGCUGAGCGCAGCGGGCAGCAAGAUCCCCCAGGCAGAGCUCACGGACGAGGAGCUGCUGGAGGCAAUGCAGAAAAUAAUUAACGAGCGGACGGAGUUCCACCAGCUGCUGAAGCAGAAAGGCAUCAAGGUCCCAUCACUCCACAGCAUCAACACAUCCACAGCAUCUUCCAGCACUAAGGGCAGGAAAAAGAGUCUCACAAAGUAGCACCUUUCCAUGCCUGAAGAGCAGCUGAACAGCCGAGUCACCAACUUCAGGCUCCUGGUUUUGAGAUGGUGACUCACUAACAAAUCAAAUGCAUUCCGCUGAAAACAAGAUCUGUGGGGAUAUCUAAUUCAAUUGUUUCAACUGACUCACAGCACAACUCACUGUAAAUCAUUGGCCUGCAGAAAGACUCAACUCCACAGGCAAGCCUGAAGCCAUUUCUGCAGUACAGAACAGCUGCUUUGGUGAGCUUUGUAGUUUCCUGACUGGAAAAUUCAGCAAUGCCAAAAUAAAUGACAGUAACAUA
This is a messenger RNA of Colius striatus (speckled mousebird), 1174 nucleotides long. RefSeq names its product coiled-coil domain containing 27 (gene CCDC27). The transcript has 6 exons. NCBI's taxonomy places the organism in Eukaryota, Metazoa, Chordata, Aves, Coliiformes, Coliidae. Bases 130 to 870 code for a protein of 246 amino acids. The record is from RefSeq and is a predicted model, not a curated record.